Chlamydomonas reinhardtii is the source of this 3929-nucleotide messenger RNA. RefSeq lists its product as uncharacterized. Lineage: Eukaryota; Viridiplantae; Chlorophyta; Chlorophyceae; Chlamydomonadales; Chlamydomonadaceae. The coding region runs from base 174 to 3173 and encodes 999 amino acids. The record is from RefSeq and is a predicted model, not a curated record. Gene Ontology annotation, molecular function: zinc ion transmembrane transporter activity. Gene Ontology annotation, cellular component: membrane. Gene Ontology annotation, biological process: zinc ion transmembrane transport. The transcript has 9 exons.
GGUAAAUUUGGCAUUAACGAGCAUCCCAUAAAGGACGUGACCGGCGCCCUUCUGGAACUUUAUGAUAAUAGAUUGUCCUCGCCUGAGCGCGCCGAUAGUGAUCGUAGUAGACAUGCCUGAUGCCAAGAUAAUUAAAUCUUAGUUCCGGCGCUCUUCUGGUGGCAGGGCCGCGAAUGUGCUCCCCACGUUUUGUGCGCCGGGGGGCGUGCGCCAGCCUCGCCCUGCUCCUGUUAGCUAUCGGGGCGAGCGGAACACGUCCACGAGCAUCAGAAGCAUAUGGGAACCUUCGAGGCUCUAAGGCGGCAACGCACGAGCUGGACGUGUCCGCACAUGAGCUUUUGCAGCGGUGCAAGGCUGACGCGGCGUGUGCCAGCGCGCUCUCAGCAUUGCACGGCUCUGGCACGGCCCGCCUAGGCCUGGCGGGGACAGACGCCGGCGCAGCCUCAGGCGUGGAGGCGAAGCGCCUGGAGGUGGAGGUGAAGGGCCUGGAGGCCGCUGCAGCAGUGCUGGAUGGCAGCGAUGGGCCUGCUUCGCGCCUGGGGGCUGGCAGCGAGGCGCAUGCGGAGCUGCUGGAUUCGGCGCUGCUGCUGGUGGUGGCGGCUGACGACCAGACCACCAGUCUGGAGCUCAAGGCCGUGGCGGCGCUGGUGUUGUUUCUGGAGGCAGUGGCGGGCAUGUACCUGCCGUUGGCGCUGCGCCGCCUGCCGCACCACCAGUGGUGGCUGUCACUGCUCAACUGCUUCAGCGGCGGCAUCUUCUUGGCCGCGGGCAUCGUGCACCUGCUGCCGCACUGCGCCGAGGCGCAGGAGGCUCUGGGCCCGCUGCCUCCGCCCUGGCUGCCGCGCUGGCUGCGGCCGCUGCUGCCGCCCGACUACCCGCUGUACCUGGUGCUGGUGGUGUGGGGCUACUGCCUGGUGUUCUGGGUGGAGCGGGUGCUGUUCGACGUGCACGGCGAGGGCCACAGUCACUGCCAGCACUCCAACGUGUUCAGCCACAGCAGCUACUACAAGCAGUUGUCGCACCGGCAACGGGCGCCCCCUGGUGGCGGCGCGGGCAGUGGUGCCGGCGGGAGCACAGAGCCUGAUGCAGCCGCCCACGGACUCGGGCACUCGCAUGCGCACAGUCACGGGCACGGCUGUGGUGACACCCAUGGCUUCACCCACGGCCCUACCGCUCACAGCAGCUACAACCCACCCCAAGCCCUGGCCCCAGGCCCAGGCAGCCGUUUUGCCCCCCGGCUGCUAGCCAUCACACUGCACGGCGGUAUCAACGGCGUCAGUGCGGUCACUGGCGGCGCGCCGGCGGCUGGCGCGGCUGGCGGGUUGCCUGUUGGCGGCGGUGGCAGCCCAGAAGGCGGCAGUCCCGACGGCUGCAGCCCCUGUGCUGGCGGCAGCGGCGGCGGCGGCGGCGAGGCUACCGGCGGGGUGGAAGGAAGCACGCAUGGCGGCGCAGCCACAGGGCUGGGCUCGGCCGCGGACGAUGAGCAGACGCCGCGGCGGCCGCAGCUACGAGCCAAGUACGGUGGCGUGCCCCUGCCGCCGCCGGCCCCGCCGCCACAACAACAGCUGCCGUACAACCCAGCCGCCGCUACCAUUCCCACGCCUUCGGUUGGCUGCUGCAACCACCACAACCACAACAACCACAACCACAACGGCCAAAGCGGCCACAACGGCCACGGCCACGACGGCGGCGUCAUGGGCAAUGGACACGCGCACGGGCACAGCGGCGCCAGCCUGUCUAGAUCUGCGCCGACGCCGCUACUGCCCGCGCCUCCUGGGCCACCGCCGCAGCAGCUGCAGCUACAGCCGGGGGUACCCCCGCUGCCGGCACCAAUUGCAACUAUCGCCGAGCUCCAUGAGGUGGUGGCGGCGGCGGCAGCUAGCGGCAACACCGGCGGCGUUGCCGCAGGCGGUGCGGGUGGCGGGGAUGAGGACGCGUCCAGCUGUCACAGCGAGCACAGCCCUCGCGCGGUGUGCAUCUGCGUGGAAGAGGUGGAGAAUGCCCAGGUGGCGCCGUCGUCCUCGGCAGCGGCCCUGCAGUCCGUCGGUCAUGCAUGGUCACGCCAUGAGCCGCACGGCGACGGCAGAGGCCGGCACAGCCGUCGCGGCAGCAUGGGCGGCGGCGGCGGCAGUCUCGGCGGCACGCCGCGCGGCCUCAGCCGCGCCGGUAGCGCCAGCGGCCUGCGCUCGCCACUGCUGCCGCCGCCGUCGCUGCCGUUACAAGCAGCCGGCGGCGGCGGGCUGGGCGGCGGCGGCGGCGACCCGCGGCUCGCGAUGCUGCUGCUCCUGCAGAACCAGCACCGGCACUCGGCCGCAGCGGCGCCGGGCUGCGGGCAGCCCUGCGGCCACGACCACGCGCACACGGACCCGCAGCGGCCGCGCAGCCGCCGCCACUCGCUGGAUCCCAACUACAGCCACAGCCACAGCCACGGUCACGGGCAGGGCUGCGGUCACGCGCACGACUACGGCUGCGGGGAUAACCCGAACCACGGCGGCCACCAGGGCCACUCCCACCACCACUGCUGCCACCUUGACCACGACAGUCACGGCUCGCACGCCUCACAAGGCCGGCCGCAGCAACACAGUCAGCAGCAGCUCAUGCGCAAUGGCAGCGGGACGCAAAGCCACGGCCACGGCCACCACGGCCACCACGGCCACGGCCACGGCCACGCGCACGGCAUCCGGCCGCGGUUUCGCUUCAUGCACGGGGUGGUGCUGCUGGUGGCGCUGGCGCUUCACACCAUGUUGGAAUGCAUUGCACUGGGCCUGGUGUCCUCGCGCCCGCAGUUCCUGGUCCUGUUCGCGGCCGUGGCCAGCCACAAGGCCGUCAGCGCGUUGGCGCUCAGCAGCCGCUUCCUCAAGGAGGGAGCCAGCCUAGGGCAGGUGACGCGCUACGUGGGGCCGUUCUGCCUGGUGGCGCCCGCCUCCAUCCUGCUGGGUGUGUACGUGGGGGCGGUGGCGCCCGCACUCAGCCUGCUGUUCAGCUGCUUUGCCACUGGCACAUUCAUUUACGUGGGCGCGUCCGAGGUGAUUAUGGAGGAGUUUGAGGGCGAGAUGCGCGCUGACCGACGCGACAUAUCCACACAUACAGCCCGCUACGCCAAGUUCGGGGCGGUGCUUGUGGCGGUCGCGGCAGUGGCGGCCAGCGGCCUACUGCCUGAGCACCACCACUAAUAAGCGCGUGUCACCGCUGGGCCUCCCCUGCCAUUGAGCGUGUAUAGGCGAGGUAAGAUGGAGUGACGUAAGGGCGCGCUGGGCGCUUGCAGCAGCGAGCUGGGCAGGGUGUGAUGGGCGGAGUGCGGGCGGAGGUUGGAGUGUAGAGGCGGCAAGAACGCUGCCGUAGAGACAGAGCUAGAGAUCGCCGGGCGAGUCAUCAGUCAAUGUGUGUAAGCAAUGCGGCUAGGCUGGCAUACAACGACAAACUGGUAGUUAUUACCGUAGACAGGCGUAUGGGCCAGCUUGGCAAGCAACUCAUUUACCCCGCAUAGGUUGUCAGACCUCGACGUUUGCAUGUGCCCGAACCCUUAGGCAGCUAAGGGUGGUCUAGGUUGCCUCUUGAGACUUAAGCGGGUGGUAGUGGCAACAUUGUUGACAGUGUUUCAGUCGCAUGACUCACGAACACGUCCGGAGCAGGGCGAGGAGCACUGGUGCGGCUGGCCAGCACAGUUUCUCUGGCUGUUUCUUGUGCACCGCUUCUUGGGCUCUUCGCACGUCUUCACGACAUGCUUCCCGUUGACAGAUGACUAACACCAGCGCGCCUGGAGCUGGUCUAUGGAGCCUGCGUCUGGCUUCCGCCGUGGCACCAAAUUACCUGUCUGGAGCCAUGGGCGAAAACCGGGAUGGCCCCAAGAUGGCCCUUCCAAGGGCCGCUCACUUUUUUGGCUUCCUGGUCCCCUCCCCGAGGCAUAGUCGUUUAACAAGUCCUAUACC